Lithohypha guttulata is the source of this 543-nucleotide messenger RNA. RefSeq lists its product as uncharacterized. The transcript is spliced from 3 exons. The record is from RefSeq and is a predicted model, not a curated record. Bases 1 to 543 code for a protein of 180 amino acids. Gene Ontology annotation, molecular function: DNA-binding transcription factor activity, RNA polymerase II-specific; zinc ion binding. NCBI's taxonomy places the organism in Eukaryota, Fungi, Ascomycota, Eurotiomycetes, Chaetothyriales, Trichomeriaceae. Gene Ontology annotation, biological process: regulation of DNA-templated transcription.
AUGGCCAAGAACGCUCCAAAGAAGCGUUCGAGGAACGAUGAGCCCGGCAGAGAUGAUCCACCAGUGACGGAAGAGUGCAAUUCCUAUAAGCGCAGAAGGAUAGCUUUGGCAUGCACCUCCUGUCGAAAUCGCAAAUCACGCUGUAAUGGCGCGAAGCCCAUCUGUGGCAUGUGUGUACAGCUCGGCUUCGAAUGCAUCUACGAGCAGCCGACUAAUUCGCAACCGCAGUCAUCAACCAGGUCUACCGACACUCACGAAGAUCGACUGAGAUCGGUCGAAGCUAUUUUGAGCAUGCUUGUCAAUCAACAAAAUUUGCCCCAAAGCAGUUCUUCGGACGUGAUAGCUAUGAUGCAAUACCCUGCACCAGAAGCUCUGUCCGUCCGACCUGUUUCGGAAGUCGCAGUCAUUGAAGAUGACGAGGUGUGUCUGCUCGAGGCCAGCGAAGACACAAUGGAUGGGAUGGCUACCAUUGGAGAGUACAGUAUGAAAGACGCUAGAUUUUUCGGCAAGUCUCACACUACUUCUUGCUCUUUGCUAAUUUAA